CGGAAGCACGCCUUUGGGUGAAAGACAUUCCACCAAAACAGGACUCAGGAACCCGUUGGACACCAAACCUAGCAGAAGAUCGACGGAGAGAAGCUCCGGUCAUGGCGCUCGCUUCUCGUAUCUUAUCGAGAUCUAGACAGUUGUAUGCUGGUCAAAUAAUUCUACAACCAGAGAAUGCUGUUCCAGUCCGUUUCUUUGCUAAAGAAGCAGCACCACCAGCCCUUAAGGGAGAUGAGAUGCUGAAAAACAUCUUUUUGGAGGUUAAGAAGAAAUUUGAUACAGCCCUGGGAGUACUUCGGAAGGAGAAAAUCACUAUAGAUCCAGAUGAUCCGGCUGCAGUUGCUCAGUAUGCGAAGGUCAUGAAGACUGUGAGAGAAAAGGCAGACUUGUUUUCAGAAUCCCAAAGGAUCCAGUACACAAUUCAAACGCGAACUCAAGGUAUUCCAGAUGCUAGAUCAUAUCUGCUGACAUUGAAGGAGAUCAGGAUCAAGAGAGGCCUCACCGAUGACCUUGGUGCGGAAUCUAUGAUGAUGGAUGCAUUGGAAAAAGUUGAAAAAGAGAUCAAGAAACCACUUCUGAGAUCUGACAAGAAGGGAAUGUCACUUCUUAUGGCAGAGUUUGAUAAGAUCAACAAGAAGCUUGGAAUUAAGAGAGAAGAUCUGCCAAAGUAUGAAGAACAAUUGGAACUUAAAAUUGCAAAAGCCCAGUUAGAGGAGCUGAAGAAGGAUGCGCUUGAAGCUAUGGAAACUCAGAAGAAACGGGAGGAAUUCAAGGAUGAAGAAAUGGUUGGUGUGAAGUCGCUGGACAUCAGAAACUUCAUCUGAUUCUUGAGAUGACUCAAAUCACUAUUUUGCAUUGUUUUUCAUCGGAUUCUCGAGUUGACUCAAGGCUGCUGGCUCUCCAUAUGAAAGAUGGUCAAAUAAUUAAAAAUAAAACCCAACCAGCUGGCUGAAAUUGGUGAAUUGUGAGUUUGAAUUGAUGUUUCAUACUUGCCAUUUCCGUUCUUUUUUCCCUGGGUGGCUAGUGAGAUUUGUAACGAUUUAUUUCUGUUUGUCUCGGGGCAACUAUUUGGUUUUCUUAACCAAUACUUGGUAUUGCGUCUUCUUUACGUUGGACUUCCUGCAUGGAUCAUUUGGCUGUCUCUCAGGAUAGAGGAGUCCGGAGUUCUCAUUUCCGGGAUAUUAUGGUGGUGUUUGGUAAUGAUCCAAAGAAACGUUUCUGUUGUUUUUCUUUUC
Messenger RNA from Nelumbo nucifera (sacred lotus), 1235 nucleotides. RefSeq names its product putative ATP synthase 24 kDa subunit, mitochondrial. Lineage: Eukaryota; Viridiplantae; Streptophyta; Magnoliopsida; Proteales; Nelumbonaceae. The record is from RefSeq and is a predicted model, not a curated record. Gene Ontology annotation, biological process: pollen development.